CACACAUCAACCACACAGUAGUAGCAUAGGAAUGGCAUACUUGCUAACUUUUGGCAUCAUUGCCUCAUUAUUCCUCGCAAGCAUCUCACUGUAUCGAUAUGGCAACAUACAACGUCAGCACAUCUUAGUCACGAUCUCUGUUCUGACAGCAUGGUGUUUCUCAUUUCUUAUUGUUUUCACCAUACCUUUAGACGUUACCUCGACGCUGUACCGUCAAUGCCUGGCGGAGCAUUUGGUACCUAAAAAUGGCAGCAUAAAUAUAUCGACAUCAACACUUUCCACUGAACAAGAAUGCCAGGCGCCUUGGGGCAUGGUUCCCGAGACAGUGUUUCCCAAUCUAUGGCGCAUCAUAUACUGGAGCUCCCAGUUCCUCACCUGGUUGAUCAUGCCUCUAAUGCAAUCUUACCUAAAGGCCGGCGACUUCAACAUCAAGGGCAAGCUUAAAUCGGCGCUCAUCGAAAACGCCAUCUACUACGGGUCCUACUUAUUCAUUUGUGGUGUCCUGCUCAUUUACAUAGCCGCCAAAGGCGUCUCGCUUGACUGGCAAAAGCUAAAGGCAAUAGCCUCGUCGGCGUCUAACACAUGGGGCCUAUUUCUUCUCGUGCUGCUUCUUGGUUACGCGUUAGUGGAGGUGCCUCGCUCUCUCUGGAACAAUGCCAAGCCGGGCUACACACUGCAAUAUGCCUAUUUUAAGGCCGCCAAGCUGAGCACUGACAAGGCGGAAGCGGAGGAACAUGUGGACGAUGUACUUGAGUCGUUGCAAUGCAUCAGCCGCGCCGUGCCUAACAAUCACGAGCUACGACCGUGCGUAGAGACCAUUUUGCGCAAGGUGCCAAUCGAGCUACAGGAACGUGCUAGUCGAAAUUAUGCGCGUAGCGGUGGUAACGGCCUCGGGGGCACCAGCUCGACUAUCGUGCCUUCGGAAAAGGCGCUGGUUCGAAUACACAAGCAAGUCAUAAAGUCUUUGCAAACAUUGCAACGCACCGAAGCGCUGUGGAGCGUGCAGGUGGAAAAAGUUAUGCAUUUGGAGGAUGUAGCGCGUAAUAUCCACUCAGCGGAGCACCGCUUCAAAACCGAGUUUAGUCGUCAGCGUUCCCAGCUGGACCGUAUAUGCUACAGUCCCACGGUGCAAUGGUAUUGGGAGUGUCUGUUGAGGGCGCCUUUUCUUAAGACGCUAUGUGUUCUCAGCGCUGUUAUGUCGGCCAUGGUCGUUUGGAGUGAACUUACGUUCUUCAGCCGUCAUCCUGUCUUAUCCAUAUUCGCAAAUGUUAUUAAUGUGGCUAAGUCCAGCUACGACUUUUUUACCAUUGAGCUGUUCUCCAUGAUCGUGCUUUGCUAUUUCUUCUAUUGCACCUAUUCAACCAUUUUACGCAUACGGUUCCUCAACCUCUACUACCUGGCACCCCAUCAUCAGACGAACGAACACAGUCUGAUCUUCAGCGGUAUGCUUCUCUGUCGCCUAACGCCGCCUAUGUGCUUGAACUUUUUGGGUCUGAUACACAUGGAUUCGCACAUAAUACAAAAGCGGAUCAUGGAAACUUAUUAUACCCAAAUUAUGGGUCACAUGGACGUUAUUGGAAUCAUUGCUAAUGGCUUUAACAUUUACUUUCCCAUGUGUAUGCUUGCAUUCUGUUUGGCCACGUGGUUUAGUGUGGGAAGCCGUGCGUUGAACGCGCUGGGUUUUCAGCAGUUUUUACAGAAUGAGACCCUUGCUACGGAACUGGUCCAGGAGGGCAAGGAUCUUAUAGCGCGUGAAAAACGCAGACGCCAAAGAGCUGAAGAGGCCAUGGCCAGACGCCGUGAUUUUAGCCGUGGCGGUGACCCCUUGACCAAUGCCUCCAAAUAUCGCAGCUUGGGCGGCGCCCCCGUUGGUGUUGAUCAACUAUCUGGUAGUCGUACGCCAGCCGACGGAUUGCUGCGAGAUGGUGAGGGCUAUGAUUAUGCCGCUGUGGCUUCCUCCUCUGCCCUGGGCGUGCCACGCUCGCUUUCCGAGGAAAUUAACGAACGGUUUGGUGUAAGCACCCAUGUGCAAGUAGGCUUCAAAGGCACCACUAACGAGCAGCAGCCGCUCGAUGAGUACGAGCAUGAGAGCCGCAUUGUAGGACCUCCGCCGCGAGGACUUUUCGAUGAUGUUUAAGCUCAAAAUUAUUGUAUUAUUUAAUUGCGCUUGUAUAUUUUCAGUUAGCUAAUUAAUAUGUACACAUAUAUGUAUGUUUAAGGCUCUACUGUUCCUGUCACAAAUAUUCACUCAACCUAUGUCAACUUAAUUUCCUCUCAUUAGUUCGUAAAAUAUAUUUGCAGCUGCCCAGA
Molecule: messenger RNA, 2310 nt
Organism: Scaptodrosophila lebanonensis
Lineage: Eukaryota; Metazoa; Arthropoda; Insecta; Diptera; Drosophilidae
Product: LMBR1 domain-containing protein 2 homolog
Exons: 3
Coding region: 32-2137 (701 amino acids)
Cellular component (GO): membrane
Source: RefSeq, a predicted model, not a curated record